AUGGCGCUCUUGGGGAUUUCGUUGAUUCUCGCCUCCGUUGUCCUGUUCUGCAUGCGGAGACCGUCGUGGUUUCCGUCUCUAUUUGGCGGACAACAUCGGCCCUCUCUUGAGCCUGCGCCGGCACAGGAAGCCGGCAUCGCAAAAGAUGAACAACAACGAGCCGAUGACUCGGACGCGGAGAACGGGUCUCGGGCCUCAAUACUGUUAAUUCAGCAUACGGCACCAGGGGCUGAGACCGACCCUCACAUUUCCAAAGACGAUGGAGAAGAACAGACGACACCGAAGGCUUCCGCGACAAUCCUCGACGUUGCAGUUCCCGCGCUGUCGCUCCCUGCGUCGGGGUUAGCGCAAACUCCUUCCGCUCCGAAAUCUACAAACGGCACGGCCCGGGCCGCGGCGAUGACGGCAUCGACAUCAACAUCGACAUCAUCCGCCUCCAGCCUCAUGCCGCCUCCUUCACGCCCACCCACUUUGCGACCCCUCCCCAACAGCGGGCCGCCCUGCCCACCACCCUCCUCUUCCCCUACCUCCCUCGCGCCCCCACGCGGCCGCCCUUCCCCUCUACCCGCUCGCGGCCCGGGCUGUUCGACCCUCGCGCCACCUCCCACCCACUCCUCCAAGCCCAACAAGCCCUCGCGCGCCGUCGUCCUCUCCCCGGGCCACUCCCCGCUCGACUGGGCGCGCCUCACUGGCCACCCGGCCUCUGACCUACGUGGUCUUCCGGCCGGCUCCCCUUACCUCCGUGUGACACCUAGCAUGCUCAAGAAGAUGACCGGGCGCAAGGGGAAGGAUGCAUGGACGGUGCUAGGCGGGCGAGUGUACAACAUAACGCCGUACCUGCCGUUCCAUCCCGGAGGGGAACCAGAGUUGUUGCGGGGUGCGGGCAGAGAUGGGACAAAGUUGUUUGGGGAGAUUCACCCGUGGGUGAAUUAUGAGGGGAUGUUGGCUGCGUGUUUGGUGGGAAUCUCUGUCUCGGAGGACGAAGCGGAUGAGCAAGCGGGGUUGGCGACGAAGAGCAGUAAUGAUGCUGGAAUCGGAGGGAAUGGCGGGGACAUGGAAGCGAUGGACUAA
Dichotomopilus funicola is the source of this 1071-nucleotide messenger RNA. RefSeq lists its product as uncharacterized. Gene Ontology annotation, molecular function: heme binding; cytochrome-b5 reductase activity, acting on NAD(P)H. The record is from RefSeq and is a predicted model, not a curated record. The transcript has a single exon. The coding region runs from base 1 to 1071 and encodes 356 amino acids. Lineage: Eukaryota; Fungi; Ascomycota; Sordariomycetes; Sordariales; Chaetomiaceae.